Boleophthalmus pectinirostris (great blue-spotted mudskipper) is the source of this 3262-nucleotide messenger RNA. RefSeq names its product tetratricopeptide repeat domain 39C (gene ttc39c). The record is from RefSeq and is a predicted model, not a curated record. Gene Ontology annotation, molecular function: protein binding. The transcript has 14 exons. NCBI's taxonomy places the organism in Eukaryota, Metazoa, Chordata, Actinopteri, Gobiiformes, Gobiidae. Gene Ontology annotation, biological process: otolith morphogenesis; cilium assembly. The coding region runs from base 240 to 2021 and encodes 593 amino acids.
UGCUCUUCGUGCUUCGCCGUUAGUCGGUGUUGAGUCUGGGCCCUGCCUCCCUGAGGUGCACACGUCUGGAGGCUGCGGAGCUGCCCUGAGGAGCGGCCAUAGGCGCGUCUCGGUUCACAUCCGUCUCUCUAGCAGUGGAAAUAGCCCAAUGCGGCUUGGCUUCAGGCUAGAAACAGGAUCAUUUUUUCUUUACCUUCGCUCAGCUCUCAGCCAGCAGCCUCCGCGCUGUGGAUCUCACAAUGGCGGGUCCGGAGCAGUCCCAGCAGCAGCAGCAGGUCGAGGAGAAGGCAGAGCCCAUAGAUGAUGCUGAGAUGGCCCUGCAAGGCAUCAACAUGCUCCUCAAUAACGGCUUCAAGGAGAGCGACGAGCUCUUCAGGAGAUACAGGACGCAGAGCCCUCUGAUGAGCUUCGGAGCCAGCUUUGUCAGUUUCCUGAAUGCGAUGAUGACGUUUGAGGAGGAGAAGAUGCAGACGGCGUGUGAUGACCUGAAGACCACAGAGAAACUGUGUGAGAGUGACAGUGCCGGAGUUAUCGAGACCAUCCGCAACAAGAUCAAGAAGAGUAUGGACUCCCAGAGGUCAGGUGUGGCUGUGGUGGAUCGGCUCCAGAGGCAGAUCAUUGUGGCGGACUGUCAGGUGUACCUUGCCGUGCUCUCCUUCGUCAAACAAGAACUGUCUGCCUACAUCAAAGGAGGCUGGAUCUUGCGCAAAGCCUGGAAAAUGUACAACAAGUGCCACAGCGACAUCUCCCAGCUCCAGGAGGCCUCCCAGCGCCGCUCCUCUGUCCCCCAAACGGAGUCCAUGAGCACGGACAACGACAACCACAGCCCCAGCCCGGAGUCCAGUCCAAACACCAGCCCCCAGCCCAAGGUCCCAGCGGAGACUGGGGUCACAGAUGAGGCCCUGGACCGUCUCAAAGGGUCUGUCAGUUUUGGAUAUGGCCUCUUUCACCUGUGCAUCUCUAUGGUCCCGCCUCACCUCCUGAAGAUCAUCAACCUGCUGGGGUUUCCUGGAGACAGGACACAGGGGCUGUCCUCCCUCAUGUACGCCAGCGAGAGCAAGGACAUGAAGGCACCGCUCGCUACGUUGGCCCUCUUGUGGUACCACACAGUAGUGCUGCCCUUUUUUGCUCUGGACGGCUCAGACACUCAUGCUGGGCUCCUCGAGGCCAAAGAGAUUCUUCAGAGAAAAUCUGUAGUUUAUCCAAACUCCUCUCUCUUCAUGUUUUUUAAGGGCAGAGUUCACCGGCUAGAGUGCCAAAUCAACAGUGCUUUAGCCUGUUUUCAUGAUGCAUUAGAGCUGGCCUCAGACCAAAGGGAGAUUCAGCACGUGUGUCUGUAUGAAAUUGGUUGGUGCAGCAUGAUAGAGCUCAACUUUGAGGAUGCUUACAGAGCGUUUGAGCGACUUAAGAAUGAAUCUCGCUGGUCCCAAUGCUACUACGCCUAUUUGACUGGAGUCUGUCAAGGAGCGUCUGGUGACCUGGAAGGAGCUCACGCUGUCUUCAAAGAUGUGCAGAAGCUUUUUAAAAGAAAAAACAAUCAGAUAGAGCAGUUUGCUGUUAAAAGGGCUGAGAAAUUAAGAAAAAUGUCCCCCACGAGAGAGCUGUGCAUCCUGGGAGUUAUCGAGGUGCUGUAUCUGUGGAAGGCCCUGCAGAACUGUUCCCCAUCCAAACUUCAGAUCAUGAACCAGGUGUUGCAACGAGUAGAUGACACAUCCUGUAGAGGCCUGAAACAUCUGCUGCUGGGCUCCAUUCAUAAAUGUCACGGGAACAUCAGAGAUGCAGUUCAGUCAUUUCAGUUGGCUGCUAGAGACGAGUACGGACGCCAGAUUAACUCCUAUGUUCAGCCUUAUUCUGUCUAUGAGCUGGGCUGUAUACUACUGGGAAAAGCAGAGACUGUUGGAAAGGGGAGGUCUUUUCUUCUUCAAGCAAAGGAGGAUUUCACAGGCUACGACUUUGAAAACAGGCUUCACGUUCGCAUCCACUCAGCCCUGGCCUCCAUAAAGGACGUAGUGCCUCAGUGACCUCAGCAAAUCUACAAUAUGAAGGCUCAAGUUACUCGCAGCACACAAGCCAGUCACUCUUUCAUUUCAUUCACCCGUGUUUGCCCAUAGUAAAUCAGUUCAUACCUUCACACAAUGGAUCAGUUGAAACUAACGUGGAAAGAGUAGUUCUCCACCAAUGCAUUGCAGUUCAACCCUGGUUUUAAAUAGUGAUACAGAUGAGCAACAAAAAUGGAUCAUUUAUUUCAUGAAACUCAAGGCCUUACCUGAAGAAAAAAAAGUGUUGUUGACAGCAAAAAGCUUGAAUAUGCUUCUUCACACAUGCAUUACAGUAUUUAGUCCAUAGGUUGUGAAACAAAAAAAAGAGUGAGCUAAAAUCAAAUCCAAAUUUAUUGUUUGAUUGGGAAAGAGGGAAGGGGCUCAACCAUAUUUUAAUUUGACUAGGAAUAUUAUCUGCCCACUAGUAGCCACCAUUCAGUCUCUGACCAGUUGUAAAAAUAGUUUUUUUUUUUCAGAGAAUCAAACUUAGAGUUUAAUCGAAUGUUUUAUAAUAUUGCUUUUUGUAAGCACUACACUAGCUAGCUUUAACUUGUACAUUACAAGAAUUAGCUGUUAGUUAUCACAUUUUAGCUCAUUAGAAGGCAUCAGAUUACACAAUGCUGUAAGGUGAUAUUGAUUGGCCCACUCUACUUAUAUGGACAGGGCAUUAGUGACUUUACACUGUACCUGUGUCCAUUUCUUACUUCUUACUAAUCAUACCUUACUCACGUAUACAUUGACCCAUAUAGCCACAUGUUUUACUAUGCUUUUCAACUGUCACUUUUGAGACUUAUAGUUGUAUAGGCUAGACUGACAUAUCAAUUAAAACACAAUUAGACAAUAUUUACAACAUUUUGCACAAUUUAUAAUAACCUUUUUCAACAUUUAUUUAGAUGUACAUAUCAUUGUGUGCAGCGUAUUGGCUUUGAGCUCUGUAAGCAAUACAUUGACAGACCAUAAUUGCUCAUUAUUUGGAUGCACAUGUUUGAUUUUCCUUAAAGAAAAGACAUUGAUGGUCAUCCUCGUAGCUGGUUGUAAAUUGUACCUGUAAAGAUGGCUUAGCAGGGCUCAGUGUGUUGAAUUGUGAUGGUUUUUGUCAGUAAGCUGUGAUCUACCUGCUCUAUUGAACUGUUGUCAUUUUUUUGUUAUUAUUUUCCCCUCUGAAGCUUUGACUCUGUUACAUGUCAGGCUGAUGGUGUUUCAAUGUGCCACUGAUCUCUUCA